Molecule: messenger RNA, 8677 nt
Organism: Epinephelus moara (kelp grouper)
Lineage: Eukaryota; Metazoa; Chordata; Actinopteri; Perciformes; Serranidae
Gene: pcbp4
Product: poly(rC) binding protein 4
Exons: 15
Coding region: 377-1870 (497 amino acids)
Biological process (GO): negative regulation of mRNA splicing, via spliceosome
Cellular component (GO): cytoplasm; nucleus
Molecular function (GO): mRNA binding
Source: RefSeq, a predicted model, not a curated record
CUCACAGUAGCAGCCUGCUCCCUCUCAUCCUCCUCCUCCUCUUCCUCCUCUCCGUCCGACAAUGCGGGCACCAACUAAGGAUUUAUAAUUUCUUCAUCCACUGUGCAUCGUUUCUUCCUCCUCUUCCUCACGGACUGUUCCAGUGAUGUCGCCACGUCCACAGAUCUGAUCCAUCAGGUUGAGUCGAAACAGGAACAGAGAUAAAAUCCACCCCUGACACCGACUCCCAGGACCGUCCCACCGUCCACCCCCGAACCCAACCUCCCCUCACCCCUCUCACAGCUCCAGGGCUCUCCAAGGGUUCCUCGCCGGGUUCUCCAAAGGGUUCUCUGUGGUGUUCUGGAAAGCUCCAUACGCCUCGGGGCCUCGGACCUUCAUGCGUCUCCCAGCGGCAGAGUCCACCCACACCUCCACCCACCACACCACCACCACCACCAUGAGCUGUGAACAGGAGUUUGGAGACGGGGCCAUGGGAGUCACGCUCACACUGCGCCUCCUCAUGCACGGAAAGGAAGUAGGAAGCAUUAUCGGCAAGAAAGGAGAAACAGUGAAGAGAAUACGAGAAGAGAGCAGCGCGAGGAUCAACAUCUCAGAGGGCUCCUGUCCAGAGAGGAUCAUCACCAUCACGGGUCAGACGGACUGCGUGUUCAGAGCCUUCACCAUGAUCACGUUCAAACUGGAGGAGGACCUGUCAGCCUUGGUAGCCAACGGCACAGUGACCAGCAAGCCUCCGGUCACCUUACGGCUGGUCAUCCCGGCCAGUCAGUGCGGCUCCCUCAUCGGCAAGGGCGGGUCGAAGAUCAAGGAGAUCAGAGAGACGACAGGUGCCCAGGUGCAGGUAGCAGGUGACCUCCUCCCAAACUCCACAGAGAGAGAGGUGACGAUAUCAGGGAGCCAGGACGCCAUCAUCCAGUGUGUCAAACUCAUCUGCACGGUAAUCCUAGAGUCUCCGCCAAAGGGAGCAACUAUUCCGUACCGACCCAGCCCGACCCCAGGAACUGUGCUGCUGGCAGGAAACCAGGUGUUCGAGGCGUCAGACUUUGGCUCUCACCCUCUGUUCUCUGUGGCGCAGGGAGGAGUGGACCUGCAGCAAACAUAUGCAGUACAGAGUCACUACGGCAUUCCACAUUCAGAGUUAGCAAAGCUCCACCAGUUGUCAAUGCAGCAGCAGGGCCUGGCCCCCAUCAGCCAAUCAGCUACACAAGUUCUACCUGGAGGGAUGGACACCAACUCCCAAACCACAUCUCAGGAGCUCCUCAUUCCAAACGAUCUGAUUGGCUCAAUCAUCGGUCGCCAGGGCACCAAGAUAAACGAGAUCCGGCAGGUGUCGGGGGCUCAGAUCAAGAUCGGCAGUCAGAUCGACAGCACCAGUGACCGUCACGUCACCAUCACCGGCACACCGAUAGCCAUCAACCUGGCUCAGUACCUGAUCACUUCAUGUUUAGAGACCGCCAAAUCCACCGCCCAGUCCUCCUCCAUGCCGUCUCCCGUUGACCUGACCAUGAGCUUCACCCAGCCCGCCCCCCCUGCCUCGUCCUCCUCCUCCUCCCCCCUGGCAGCGAUGGGCGCCGCACUGCCCCACGCUCAAAUGCUGGGCGCUCCCUACGCCCUCCCCCUCUCCAGCCUCCUGGGAAUGAAAUCCAUCCCUUACCUGGCACUCUCCACCCCUCCUGCCUCAGCAGCAGCGGCGGCGGCGGCGGCUGCAGCCAUCGGGGCUCCCAUGUUACCAGGUUCGAUGCAGACGGCGGCGACGGCAGCCGUUCCGGUUCAGGCUCACGCGGCGGCGGCCCUGGCGUCCUACACGGCCAAGAUCUCGUCCUCAGCCAACGGGAUGAAGAAGCCGGAGAGACAGAAGUUUGCGCCGUACUGAUGAGGGAGAGGGAAUGAGAGGAUGAGUUUGCAUCACUGAGGUAGCUUCUGGGGACGAGGCUGGUUUUUAGAUGGAAGGGCACUUCUUAUUUUCCUUCUUUUGUUAUUUCACUUCUCUUUCUUCCUCUGCCUCUCCAUCUCUUAUUCCUGUCUGGUGUCAAAGUGGGAUCAUUGGAUGAUUUAUGAUGUGAUGAUAAUGACAGUAAGGUUUAUCUUGGGGUUAGUUGCACUGAGCCACGCCGUGUACGUCCGUGAGCAGCACUGAGUCUUGAUUAGACCUGUUUUAUUAGGCCUCCACGCUGACUGACGAGAGCCGUAAUGGGAGGCAGUAUGUUUCCAGGUUGUUCAUACCUACAUACACCCGCACAUACACCAGUCCGUCCAUCCCAUUCUCAUGAACAUGAUAUCUCAAAACCACCUUGAGGGAAUUUCUUCAAAUUUGGCACAGACGUCCAUUUGGACCAAAAAAUACACUAAUUAGAAUUUUGUGAUCGAAAGUCAAAGGUCAGUGUGACCUCACAAAAUAUGUUUUCGGCCAUAACUCAAGAAUUUAAACUCAUUAUGACAAAACUUCACACAAAUGUCGAACAGAAUAAAAUGAUGCAGUGAUGACAUUUUACAUCCAAAAGGUCAAAGGUCAUCUUGACUGUGACAUCAUCAUGUUUUAACGUCAUAUCUCAGGAACAGAAGGGGAGACAUUUGGUCAGAUACUGAAUUGGUGACUCUAAUCUUGAAACUGUGCUGAUUGUAUAGAUCUUCUGUGUGUGAAGCAUCCAUGUUUUCACUGACAUGGAUGGAGACUGUCAGAGACACUGGACUGGUGGGCGGAGUCAUACAACCACAGGGUGGACUGGUGGGCGGAGUCAUACAACCACAGGGUGGACUGGUGGGCGGAGUCAGACUACAGUGCAAACAUGUCAUCAUGGCUUGACACAGUGCGGCCAAAGAGGAAAAACCUUAAUGUAAACUACAAAAAAACUAUGAAAAAGAAGUCGUCAUCUGCAGACUGAUAAAAACAGCCUUAAUGAACUGAGAACCUGCUGCCACACUCUGUUAACUGAUCCCAGUUAAGCACUCUGUGUGACAGCCAGACACCAGAUUGCAGUGGCUCAUGGGUAAUCAGUAAUGCAGUGAGCGAGGCUGUCAAAUUUUCAUGCUGAUAUCCAUCUAAGCUCCACAUGGGAAAAAUAAAUUAAAGAACAAAUAGACGAUGAAGAAAUAAUACCCUCCAUCUUGCUUUCUUGACCUUUUCUACGGGACACAAACAACACAUUUGUGUUAGCUUUUUGCUUUUUUCAUAAAGUUUUAUGAGCUCGUAAAUCCUCAAAGUCAGGUGAAAACGGCGCCGAUACUAAGACUGAAACAGACAGAAAUAUCCAACACAGUGUCACUGACGAUCCCGACAGUGAGCACUGAUUAUUUGUAGGAUAUUUUUGACUUUUUUUAUGUCUCAAUGCAAACGUAGACAAUCCUGUACAGCAGCUUCCUACAGUAAGGGUGAUGGAUCACUACAAACAGCUACUGUGAUGCUUUCAUUUGUUAGGCAUCGCUAACGCGUCAAAGCUGCAUGUUGCUGUGCAGAUUCUCACUGGUUUAAUAAACGUCUCAGGGUCGCUGACUCCUCUCUACUACCCCCUUGUAGAUAAGUGGUCUUCAACACAGCCAUAACUCAGAAAGUCGAGUCACACAUCACACUUUGCAUUAUCUCAUGCCUCCUUUGCAUUGUAGAUUCUUUUAAGGAAAUCUUUGAGAAACAAAUUCUACUUCCAACACACAAACUCAUGUGUGUCUUUAUGUCUCUGUGUGCAGUUUGUUGGUGCUGAAUGUUGACCAGGCUAUGAAUGAGAUGCUCUAGAACGCAGAGAAAAACACCUCCUCCUCUAAAGUUCAGUCCACCACCAACCAACAUGAGAAAUGUCAACUUCUUAUACUGCACAAACUACCACCUUAGAAACAGGCAACAUUUUUAUUAUCUUCCUUAAAUGCAACGCAGUCGCCAGGAAAAAAUGUCGUUUCUAACCAUAGGGAUGUGACAUUUGCACAUUAUUACGUAGGGGACACGCUGAAACUUGACGUUUUAACAACUCUGUGGUUAAUGUGUGGUUAUGUUCAGACACAAAAACCACUUUGUUAGGAAAAGAUCAUGUUUUGGCUUAAAAUACAUGGUUUGGUUACACAGUACCAGCUGGAAUAACAACAGCAAGUUGCUAAAAACACCCAUAUUUGGUGCCUAAACACUCGCUGGAAACACAGCUCUGUCUCGGAAAAAAGCAAACGCUUUUCAUGGUACUAUCCCUGCUGGAACGACAGCAAAGGGUCUCCAAAAAACAUCCACAUUUGGUGCCAAAAAGGUCGCUGGAAACACAGCUCUGUCUCAGUAAAAUCAGCUGCUUUUUGUGGCAAUAUCCCAGCUGGUAAAACAGCAACAGGUCACUAAAAACACCUAUAUUUGGUGCAUUAAAAGCUGCUGGAAAUGCAGCAAUGACUCGUUAAAUCACAACUGGUUUUGGCCUGGAACAGCGGCCUGGAUGUCACGCCAUCCACCCUCCCCUCCACCUCCAGACAACAAAGUCAUUUCAUAUACUACGUCACUUAAGCUGGCAUAAUGACAUUAACAGAGAAUAUCAAUAUCACAGUGUUAAACUGUUAAAUAUGCGGUUAUACCCCAGCUAAUGACAUCACAGCUCACAGAAACCAGCCAUCAGAAGCUGCUGUCGGAGCAACAGACGGAAAGAUUUACCACUUUAAAAAGAGCUCAAAGAAAUCCUGAUACAUCUUCACCCUCAGCACAGUCUGAGCUCACCGAAAGAACUCAAAUCUGAUUUCACAUGGAGAGCAAGGCUUUGGCUUUACAGAGUUUUAGGGCCCAGACAUCUAUCAGUCAGAGCAGUGUAGUUAUUCCAGACAUAUGAUCAGAGAGAGCUGCUGUCUCAUCUCCAGUGUACAUGAACAACCACCGAACUAACUCCUGUGAGUGUCGUCGGUCCUACAGAUUCAUUCAGACCAGUAAAAUCCCUGCAGCCGGUUUUGGUUCGGGUUUUUUUUUUUGUACAACCAAAAUCUGAGCUAAUGAUACUAUUGACACACAUUUUACCAAUGAGCCUAACUAAUAUUUACUAAAUUAUUUCAUAAUAUGACAAACUAUGACAGAGCUACAAUUAGAAAUGUGAAAAAAUGUACAUACAAGGAAAUACUGUUUAUUGCUACAUAUAUUCAGAUGACCUCACCAAAACCACCACAGAAAAUUACUCACAUUUUACACAAAAAUUUGUGUAAGAAUGUCAAAGUCUUUUUUCCAGCAAACAAAAAACUAUUCAAUAAAAAUGCACUGAUAUCUGAAACCAAUGUUUUUUUUGUAUUUCCCUUUUUCUGACAGGGAAACAAAGUAAUCUUAAUUUUAAAAAUUAUACACAUAAUUAAAACAUCCUUUAAAAUAACCUUUUAUGAAAAACAUUCCCUCUCUGUUAUCUGUUUUAUAUUGCUGUGAACACAUGAACAAUUUUCUCCCUCAAACAGCUGAAUUUAUUAAAGUUUCUCACCAAAAAACUACAUUUACAAGAUCACAUGUGAACGCAUCAUGAUAAGGCUUUAAUUUAUCUUCGCCAAGUGGUCAUUUCUACAGAACAGAGCUUGAACGCAUCAUAACGUAACUCAAUGCAACCUCUGUCUGCUGUUAGUUCCAACCACCGGCUGCUAACAGCCCUGCUUUUUAGCCUGCGCGAAAUUGAUGAGACACGACAGAAAAACAUCGACCGCCGCCAUUUGUAAAUGUCACUCUAUUUGCUGAUAGGCUGAUGGCAGACAGCAAGACGAAUAUCAGCUGAUAGUGAUGUACGGCCGGUAAAUCGGUGCAUCUGCUGUUCAUUAAAGCCAUCGAAAGCUAAGUCAUGCAAGCAGCUUAUUGCGAUCCAUAUUUGUGUAUAUUGUUCAGUAGUGACCUCUAGUGGCCGUAGUAAUUAUGACGGGAGCAAAGGAGAGAGUCAGGUGACAUAGCAUAAAGGGCAACAAAUCUACAUAGUAUGGUGGAUGGUCCAAACAAACACAGGACUUUCACACAGGAGACCAAAUGUCGAUGUUGAGUUAUUUCAACUUCUGUAGCUACGUAAGUUAACUUACAUAAUGUGCUUAACUUUCAUUACGUAUGUAACUUAAAUAACAUUACGCAUGCUUAUUUAAACCUAAAUCAUGAUCUUUUCCUAAACCUAACCUAAAGCUGGUGCAGCUGUCUCACAAUGUUAAAGUUAGUAGUUACUGGAUGUAACUCAUGUUCUAUGAGUGUGUGUGCUUUUUGCUGGUACUCUCCAACGGUCAUAAAGGUUUCAAAAGUAGGGACCACUGGUUUAAACUUUCUUACAUCGUACAUGGAAAUUGAAAUCAAAAAAACAAACAGGAGAAACUCAAAGGUUUAAAGGUGAUAACUGAAUGAGCUCAUGGUUAAACAAUACCGUAAAGUGCAUGCAGAGACAUAAAAUUCAUCAGAAUCCGAACCCUCCCAGCAGGUCCGAGUCUUUGAGGCUGUCACAUCGUUAUUUUCCAAUAAUCCCACUCUGUCUGUUUUGUUGAAGUUUUUACUCCUGACUUGUUUUUGUAGCUCCGCCCGUAUCAGAGUGACUGUUCAGGGGUUCGCUGGGUGUUUGCAGCUACUGUAUGAUGAUACUGAUGUUAAAGGUUAUUUGGGCCACAAAGCCUGUAAAAGCCAUAGAGACUAUUCAGCUUUUCCCUCCUCGUCUGUUUCCUGCUCUCUUUUUGUCCCUCGCUCCUUAUUCUAUUGUAUACUCUCAUAUUUAUUGACUAAUAUGAAAUAUUCCCUCAGAGAGUUUAUAUCACUGGUCACUAACACUGAGCUGAACAACUCGGCUUUUGUAUACAAUGAUGUCUACUUGUAUAUGACUACUUCCUUUCUGCUUCCUGUCUGUUCCUGUCUUUAGUUUUAGUAUUUGUUGUAUAGAGUUUUUUAAAACUUGCAACAGAUUUUAAAGACGUCUUUUUGCUUUAACAGUCUGUAAUUGUUUUUGUUCACAAUUCUCAUUUGAAAUGUGUUGUUUAAAUUAUUUUUUAACUUAUUAAGAGGAGUAUUACAUUUACACUUUUAGAAUACUAAAUAUCUUUCUUUUCCCAACAUGGCUGCAGGUAAAUACUGUCAACUGUUUUUUGUUUGUUUCUUUUUUAGUUGUGUGAACAAAAUUAACUUGUUUUUGUUUUGGGUUUAAAAAAAAAAAAAAAAAAAUUAUCACUGUACGAUUUAUGCUAAUAACCAGAUGUUUUUGUUAGAUAGAAGAGUAGUGUUUUCACUUGUGAGCUCAAACUGGACAUUUUACCACACACACACUUUCUAACCGGGGACUUGUGUUUGUAAAUGUCGACCUGCUUCUCAACUUUCAUCCACAGAACUAGAAGAAAGUAGAAACACCACUUCCUGUAGAGGGUGAUGUGUACAGAUUAAGAUCAUUCAUAUUCUGUGGCGUUCAUUUAAAAGUGCAACAUGUUGCUGCUGCAGUUGCCUGAAAUUAACAGAAACAGUCAAAUAUGAUUUUUCUUCUUAAUCCCUUUGUAUGGAGAAGUAACUGCAGCGAGGAGCCUGUCAGCAUCUUGUAAACUCCUUCCUCGCUCAGUACCAUCGAUCAAUAACCCUGUCAGCUCUCAGCAGAUAUAUCAAGGACCACACUGUGACAGCAGGCAGCCGAAAUCCAGCUUAACACACUUAAAUCACCUUUUCCUGCAGAUAUAAGGGACAAGCCUUCAAUCACGCACAACAUGAAGGAUGGAACAUUUUGUGGUGUAUGAAUACAGUAAGACAUCCAAACCACCUGAUUAUAGCUGUAAGGUUGGUAGAAAAGGUAUAUUCAUGAAGGGAUGAGUACCAACGCUGCAGCAGUCUGUGCUCAGAUCUUUAUGAAAACAUUGUUCAUUCAGUUAGACAUUUUCAGUCGGCUAGUGUUACUGUUCAUCACUGUACUUCUCCUAGAUGUUUGUUUUAACCAUUUAUACCAGAAAAAAUCUUGAAUUUCUUUGAGAAUGUUUUUACAAAAUUGAGUGUGGAUAAGAGUAGAGACGAGAAACAUUACCAGUAUCAAAACUGAUGAAAUUGACUGCUGCAAUCCACGCUGUCCGUACUCUGCCUUCAUUUCGUCUUUAUUUGUUCACAAUGCCAAAAUUCUUGCAGAUACAAAUGAAACAGAGCGAUACCACAGGAGAACAUGGAGGCAGUGUAGCGUAGUUCAAGCGAGAUACGACCGUAGGAGACGACAAAGACAUUUUUUUUAAAACUAUAAAGUACUUUUUGCUGAUGAGACUUCUGCACUUUGAUUUAAGUAGGAUUCUAAAUGCAGGACUUUUACUUGUAACAAGAACGUUACAUUCUUGUACAGGUACUUGUAAAGUACUUCUUCCACCACUGCUGUGCGUCACUGUUUUCAGACUUUAGUUUUACACUUUUAGGUAAACUGUUGGAUAUUGAUCACUGCUGUCCCUCCUGCUGCAUCUAGACUCGUUUAUGCUCAGUGUUAGAUAUGGAGCCUUCUGUCUGUACUCUGCACUCAUUUCACCAUAUUUGUUCACGUUUUUUGAAACCUUAUGGAUAAGGACAAAACGGAGCAGUACCACCGAAACUUGUGGGGGGCAGUGUAGCGUAGCACAAGGGAGACCUGGCUGUAUGACGUGAAGAAGACAUUUAGAAAAUGGCGCAACAGAACAAAUCAGUAACCUAGUGAAAAGAAUCCAAUUGUCCAACAACUGUCACAAGGAUUUAAUGGCCUCACAGAUCACCGCCAUCUACACAGCUGCCUCUAUUAAAAGGUACAAUAAUACA